AUGAAUACAGAAAGAUCAAUAGAAGACCAAUUCUCCAAGCUACAUCCUUCUUUGCCAGAAAACACCAGAAUUGGAAUAGUCGGUGCCGGUCCUAGUGGCUUAUCAGCAGCUUAUGCAUUAACCAGACUUGGUUAUAAGAAUGUUACAGUUUUGGAGAAACAUCACACAGUUGGUGGCAUGUGUGAAUCAGUAGAAAUUGAAGGAAAAGUUUAUGAUUUAGGAGGACAAGUUCUAGCUGCAAGCAGUGCACCAGUCAUCUUUCACUUGGCAAAAGAGACAGGUUCUGCAUUAGAAGAAAUGGAUUCCCAUAAGCUUGCUGUUGUUGACCCUUCAUCAGGAGAAUAUCAAGAUAUUAAAGUUGCUGAUGAUUAUGUAUCUGUUAUGUCACUUACAUUGCAAAUACAAGAAAAAGUGAAGAAUUGUGGUCGUAUCGGUAUCCAUGCUGUUAGCGAGAUUGCUUCAGACUUAACUCCAGAGUAUCUACAGUGUCAUGGACUCAAAUCCAUUCCCAAAUCUGUAGCUUAUGGUUACACUGCUUCAGGAUAUGGAUUUGUUCAAGACAUGCCUUAUGCCUACCUUCAUGAAUUUACUAGAACAUCAAUGGCCGGAAAAAUUCGACGAUUUAAAGGUGGAUAUACAAGUCUUUGGCAGAAGAUUGCUGAAUCACUUCCUUUGAGACUUCUCUGUAACACUGAAGUACUGGCAAUCAAUCGGAACUCUGAUACUGUCAUGGUUGAUGUUAAGAGACUAAACGUAGUUGAAACAUUGGAAUUUGAUAAGAUCAUAAUUUCUGGUUCAUUUCCAUUAAAAUAUGCAAAAACUUACCGAUCGCCUUCUACUUGUAUAGAAAGCGAAAAGGGAGUAAUGGAUGCAAGUGAUCUUGAAAAGGAUUUAUUCAGCAAAGUCGAGACAAAUGACUACUACACUACUGUUUUAAAGAUCAAAGGGCUUGAACACUUUCCUAUUGGAUUUUAUUAUUUUAGUAAAUAUAUGGAAGAUCCCAGCACAAUAGGAAAUCCAGUUGCAAUGCAGAAAUUUUAUGCUGACAGUAAUAUAUUCUUGUUCUGGUCCUAUGGCAACUCUGUUGAUAUUAAGGGACCAACCGUCAAAGAUCUUGCAGUGAAGACAGUCGAAGCCAUGGGAGGAGAAGUUGAGAGUUUCAUUCUUCAACGUUGCUUCAAGUAUUUUCCUCAUGUUAGCAGCCAAGAUAUGAAAGAUGGAUUCUAUGAAAAGUUGGAAUCAGAACUUCAAGGUUCAAGGAAUACUUAUUAUGUUGGUGGGCUUAUGGCAUUUGAGCUUACAGAGAGGAACUCAUCUUAUGCAAUGGCUCUAGUUUGCAAGAACUUUGCUAAUAGCAAUGAAUUUCCAACAUUUCCUUACACUAAGAAUUUGUUUCCCUUGCAAACUGAGAGCCAAAAGAAGAACCCUAAAGAAUUAGGUGAAUUGCCAGAAGUACAAUGCCCUAAUUUGCCUACUUUGAAUAGCUACUUAAAGUACUGGGGGACUCAUCCAAUCACUCAAAAUAGGACUCUUUACACAUGGAUUAAUGAUGAAGGGAAUCCGGUGUGCCGCAGGACCUACAGAGAACAACAUUUUAAUUCUUCUUGCAUUGCUCAUAAGCUCUUGACAAGCCAAAUAUCGGUUAUCAAGCCUGGUGACAGAGUUCUCCUGGUAUAUGUCCCCGGUUUAGAUUUUAUCGAUGCCUUCUUUGGAUGCCUAAGAGCUAAAAUCUUACCUGUUCCAAUUAUUCCCCCGGAUCCCAUGCAAAAAAGUGGACAAGCACUGAUGAAAAUUGAAAACAUUGCCAAGUCAUGCGGCAUUGUGGCAAUUUUGUCAACAAUAGCUUAUCACUCAGCCGUCCGUGCUGGUUCAUUGAAAAAUUUAAUUUCACUAACACGAAAAAAUGGGAAGUCAUCCGCUCGGUGGCCGAAUCUUCCGUGGCUGCACACUGAUACCUGGGUCAAGAAUUCCAAGAACAUUGCAUUGGAGCAUCUUGAUGAUCAAUGUGAACCACAACCUGAUGAUACGUGUUUCUUGCAAUUUACCUCAGGAUCAACUGGUGAUGCUAAAGGUGUCAUGAUCUCUCAUGGUGGAUUAAUUCACAAUGUGAAGUUGAUGCAAAGAAGAUACAAAAGUACCUCAAGGACUAAACUAGUAAGUUGGCUUCCUCAGUAUCAUGACAUGGGGCUGAUUGGCGGACUUUUCACAUCGCUUGUUAGCGGUGGAACAGCAAUUUUAUUUUCACCAAUGACGUUUAUCAAGAAACCAAUCUUAUGGCUUGAAAUCAUCAGCAAGUAUCAAGCAACUCAUAGUGCCGGCCCUAACUUCGCCUUUGAGUUACUAAUUCGAAGAUUGGAGGCUGACAAGGAUAAGAUUCAGAACUUAGACCUUUCGUCCUUGGUUUUUCUUAUGGUUGCUGCUGAACCGGUGAGACAGAAGACACUGAAAAGAUUCAUUGAGCUAACCACUCCUCUCGGUUUAUCUCAAAAGGUGAUGGCUCCAGGAUACGGAUUGGCAGAAAAUUGUGUGUUUGUCAGCUGUGCAUUUGGAGAAGGUCAGCCUAUCAUUGUUGAUUGGCAGGGAAGAGUUUGCUGCGGGUAUGUUCAUCCAGAGGAUACAGAUAUUGACAUUAGAAUAGUUGAUCCAGACACUUGCGAAGAACUUCACGUAGACGGAAAGGAGGGAGAAAUCUGGAUUAGUAGUCCAAGUGCAGGAGUAGGAUACUGGGGAAGGGAAGAGUUGAGUCAGAAAACAUUCAGGAAUGGACUAGCAAAUCGUCCCGGAAGUAACUACACGAGAACUGGAGACUUGGGACGAAUAAUAGAUCAGAAGCUAUUCAUCACAGGAAGAAUCAAGGAUCUUAUCAUUGUUGCUGGAAGAAACAUAUACUCUUCUGAUGUGGAAAAGACGAUUGAGACUUCAUCUGAAUUUCUUCGUCCUGGAUGCUGUGCUGUCAUUGGUGUCCCUGAGGAAAUUCUAUCAGCAAAGGGGAUUUCCAUUCCUGAAGGUUCUGAUCAGGUUGCCUUGGUUGUCAUUGCAGAAGUAAGGGAUGGUAAACCAGUUAGCAAAGAUGUGAUUGAGAACAUUAAGGCGCGUGUGGCAGAAGAACAUGGCGUCAGUCUUGCUUCUGUCAAGUUGAUCAAGCCCAGAACCAUCAGCAAAACAACAUCAGGAAAGAUCAAGAGAUUUGAAUGUAUCAAACAAUUUACCGAUGAGACCCUUAACUUGGUACCUUUAGGUACAAAACCUAUGCUGACAAAGAAAUCAUUGGUGUGGUCAUUUACUACUAUGGCAACAUGCAGAGAAGAAAAACCAGUUCGGCUCCAGCUUGCAAGAUGUUCAUCUGUACCUAGUAAAAGGAUCAAUAAAAGUGACAUUUUAGAGUUUUUGAAAGUGCUUAUUUCUGAGCAGACUGGAGUACCAAUCAACAACGUCUCAGUCACCGACAACCUCACAUCCUAUGGAAUUGACUCAAUUGGGGUGGUUAAAGCAACUCAAAAGCUCUCAGAUUUUCUAGGCACACCAGUUGCAGCAAUAGACGUUUUCACUGCAUCAUGCAUUCUAGAAUUGGCUACCUUCUCUGAGGAUCUUCUGUCAAAGACCCGGCCUCAGCUAGUGCGAAGUGUACCGAUACCUACUAAAAGGGUCAAUAAAAAUGACAUUGUAGAGUUCUUGAAAGGGCUUAUUUCUGAACAGACUGGAGUCGCAAUCAACAAGAUUUCAGUCACAGACAACCUGACAUCCUAUGGAAUCGACUCAAUUGGUGUGGUUAAAGCAACUCAAAAACUCUCAGAUUUCCUUGGAACACCAGUUGCAGCUAUUGAUGUCUUCACUGCAUCCUGCAUUACAGAAUUGGCUAACUUCUCUGAGGAUCUUCUGUCAAAGACUCAGCCUCAGCUUUCAAGCAAUCCGACCGAUGUUCCAGAGGCAGAUAUUGAUUGUACUGAAUCAGCUGCUGAGGUAUCAAAGUCUCGCCAAUGGGGUAGCCGCUUACUUCAAUUCCUGGCUCUUAUUUAUAUCUCUAUCAUGCUUGCCUGGCCUGCUUAUCUAUCCAUCACUGCUUUCUUAAAUUCCAGCAUGUGUGUGAGUAAAUCAGUAGCUGGAGUUCCCUGGUUAAAUUAUAUAAUUUCGCUGAUUUUUGCUCCUCUUGCUUGGAUUCUUUGCAUUGCUUCUACUUGCGUUUGCAUUUCAUUGUUCGGAAGUUCUUUAUUGGGGCCAAACUGUGAACUUGCCUCUGACAUCUCCAUCUAUUCAAUGGAUUUUGUCAAGUGGUGGGCACUAUAUAAGGCUCAAGAAAUUUCCUCUAAAGUUUUGGCAACACACCUCAGAGGAACAGUGUUUCUGAAACACUGGUUUGAGAUGUUUGGUGCAAGAAUUGGAUCCUCGGUUCUACUUGAUACAGUUGACAUCACAGACCCGGCUCUGGUAUCAAUAGGUGAUGAAGUUGUCAUUGCGGAAGGUGUUUUGGUUCAAAGCCAUGAGGUAAAGAAUGGAAUUUUAAGUCUCCAUCCCAUUAAGAUUGGAAAAUGUUCUUCAAUUGGACCAUAUGCUGUUGUUCAAAAAGGAAGUGUUGUUGGAGAAAGUGUUGAAGUACAGGCCUUGCAAAAGGUUGGAGGAGGCGAGCAUGUGCUAAAGCCAGAUAAGUUUAAUAAUAUUGAUAAGAAUGCAGAUCUUCCAAUUAUUAACAGCAAAACUCAAUAUGAUGCCAUCUACCACUUUAUUGGUAUCUAUUUUGUUGGCUUUCUCAGCUCCCUUGCUGCAGCCAUUGCAUACUUCUUAUAUAUCAAAUUCUCCAAGCAACCUCCAUCACUCCAACAAUUUUCAUUUGUUUGCAUAUGUGGUGCUUUUCACUGGAUCCCGUUUACUGUCAUUGCAUAUGCUACAAUGUUUUCUGAUGUCCCAUCAAAUCCUAUAACCUUUGCAAUGACAUUUACCAGCGCCUACUUGCUUCAUGGUCUCGUACUCAUCACUAUCACCGCUGUUUUUUCUCGUCUCCUCAUAUGUAAUCAAAACAAAACCGAAUCCAUAACCUGGUUUCGACAUCAAAUGAACAUUUCCUGCCACCUUAGAUGUGCAAAGCUUCUCUCAGGAACAGAAGCCUUCUGCAUAUACUUACGCCUUUUGGGAGCAAAAAUUGGCAAACACUGUUCCAUUAGAGCCAUCAACCCAGUUUCAAAUCCAGAGUUAAUGUCAAUUGGUGCCGGUGUCCAUCUCGGUGACUUUAGCAAAAUAAUUACAGGGUUUCAUUCUUCCAACGGAUAUGCUAGCGGAAAAAUCGAAGUUCAAGACAACUCAGUCAUCGGAAGUCAAAGCCUAAUUCUCCCCUGUUCUCUCAUCCAAAAGAAUGUGAUCCUUGGUGCACUUUCAUUAGCUCCAAUGAACUCUAUACUCCAAGAGGGUGGUUUAUACAUAGGAUCACAAUCCCAUGUAAGUAAUUUAACUGCACCAUUACACAAACAAGACUCACAAAAAGUAACCUUGACAUUAACAAGGACAUGGUAUCAAACCUUCACAUCACUCUUCAUUCAGCCAUUUCUACAAACAGCUUUACCGCAUAUCUUAUUAGCUUUAUCAAUUUAUCCUCCUUUGAACUUAAUUUUCCACCUCAAGAAUACCAAAAAAGUUCCAAUCUUUUGGCUACUUCCAAUGUUUUGGAUUCUCUCAGGAAUUUUAGCUGCAUUAACAUGUGUUAUAGCCAAAUGGGUCCUUAUUGGAAGAAAGAAAAAAGGUGAAAAAAUUCCUAUAUGGAGUAAAAGUAUAAUCUUUGAUAGUACAUGGCAAGCAAUAAGAACAUUAAUUGGUGAUUAUUUCAUGGAAAUGACAUGUGGGUCAUUUAUGUUUGUGUUAUGGAUGAAAAUGAUGGGUGUUGAUGUAAACAUAGGUGAUGAUGAUGUUUAUGUUGAUAGUAUGGGAACAUUGUUGAAUCCUGAGAUGGUGAAAAUUGAAAAAGGUGGUUGUGUUGGAAAAGAAGCAUUGUUGUUUGGACAUAUAUAUGAAGGUGAUGAAGGUGGAAUGGUUAAGUUUGGAGAGAUUAAGAUUGGUGAAAAUGGAUUUGUUGGAAGUAGAGCUGUUGUUAUGCCUGGUGUUGUUUUGGAGAAUGAGGCUAAUGUUGGUGCUUUGUCACUUGUAAUGAAAGAAGAAAUUGUUAGGUCAAGGUGAAAAUGUUGUUUAUUAGUGUUUUGUUUAAGCUUGUGGUUGGUAUCACGUUUGAUAGGCCUGAAUAUGGUGAUAUAGUGUAAUUUUUCAAAAGUUAUACAGUGUAGUUUCUAUGAAAUCAUGGGGGAGUGCCGUGAUUCAGACAUAUCUAUCGUAAUAUCAAAUAUAGACUCUAGUGUGUUGUGAUGAAUGAUUAGGGGUUUAGUAGAAAAUUAAAUAAAUUUACCAUAGACUAUACUGUGAAAUUCUACUCAAAUUCCACAUGUAUGCUCAUAUAUAUUGUUAGUGUGUGACUAUAAUAUGAGCAUGUUUGUUUCAGAUUUUUCACCAAAAAAGUUUAUUUUUUUUAUAAAAAAAUUUAUUUUUUUAUCUUACUUGUGUUUGUUUCAAAUUUUUUCAAAAAUCAUUUUAGUAAAAAAAUCAUUUUUUUCAUCAAAAUGAGAAUCUAUUUUCAAUAACUUUUAUCAAAAUAUAUUUUUUUUUAUAUUCAUCAUCUCUCAGUCUCACCAUCUUAAAAAAAUAGAUUUUAAUGAUUGUAAACAAACGACAAAUAGCUUUAUAUUUUUUUCAAAAUUUCUAAAAAAAUGAUUUUCUUUAAAAUGAUUUUUUUUCAAAAAAAAUCAUUUUUUUUAAAAAUCUUAAACAAACAGACCCUAUAUAAAUGAAUGUGUAUAAAUAUUUUGCAAUAAAUUGUUUAUAUCAGUAAUCCUUCAAAGGUUAACAAACUUUCUCUUGAAUCAAACAAUAAACAAUUACAUCAAGUAAUUGAUUAUCAAUAUGUACUGAUCGGUUACUCUGAAAAAAUAGAAAACUAUUUGUUCUUGUAUUUUCUUUAAGCACAUUUACUACACAACAAACAUACUUCUAAGUAUAACAAAGUGAUUGCAAAAUCAAUACAAAGAUUAUGUAUACUAUUUGGAUCAAUGAUCAAAUCUCAUUUGAUUUGGUGGUUGGACUUACUGAUCUGAUAAUAAAAACAAAUUUGUACAUGGUAAAAGACUUGAUUUACUUAUGGUGUUUGCUCAGGUUAAACUAGCGCGUCAAGACGCAGCACGAGUUUUAUUCCCCCAAC
Trifolium pratense (red clover) is the source of this 7228-nucleotide messenger RNA. RefSeq lists its product as uncharacterized. The coding region runs from base 1 to 6159 and encodes 2052 amino acids. The transcript has 7 exons. The record is from RefSeq and is a predicted model, not a curated record. NCBI's taxonomy places the organism in Eukaryota, Viridiplantae, Streptophyta, Magnoliopsida, Fabales, Fabaceae. Gene Ontology annotation, molecular function: oxidoreductase activity; phosphopantetheine binding. Gene Ontology annotation, biological process: lipid biosynthetic process.